This is a messenger RNA of Megalobrama amblycephala (Wuchang bream), 1240 nucleotides long. RefSeq lists its product as uncharacterized. The transcript has 5 exons. Bases 254 to 934 code for a protein of 226 amino acids. The record is from RefSeq and is a predicted model, not a curated record. Lineage: Eukaryota; Metazoa; Chordata; Actinopteri; Cypriniformes; Xenocyprididae.
CCCAGGAGGACUUGAACGCACCAUAAGUUCUUCUCUUUAAUGACGUAGCAAUAAAGUGAACCUCAACUCCCUGCUCAACGAAUAGGGAGCAGUGAACACUGCAUAGGGAGCCUGAAUCGGAUCGCAGGCAACCAGCAUUGGGAACGCCUACUAGAGGCAUUUGUCGAUUUGCAGCGACAAAGUGGUCGCUUCUGAUGUGCGUUUAGAGUGGUUUUACUGCGUGUUUGAAGUGUCUGACAAACGACUUGGGAAUAUGGUUAACGCUUUUGUUUUGUUUUUUGUGUGCUUGUGGCGUCUGGUUGAUGUGAAGACAGUAUCAUUGAUGGAGGGAGAAUCUGUCACUUUACACACUGAAGUACAGAAAUACAUGUUGAUACAGUGGAUGUUCGGAAGCACACGAAUAGCUGAAAUUGACAGACUCACACAAACAAACUCGACAUAUGAUGGUCCUGCUGAGAGAUUCAGAGACAGACUGAUGCUGGAUCAGACCGGAUCUCUGACCAUCACAAACACCAGAACCACAGACUCUGGACUUUAUACAGUAAUAGUUAUCAACAAAGAGACCAGUUACAUGAGUUUCAAUGUUACCGUCUAUGAAUCUCCACAAAAUACUUCAUCACCAGAGAGAUCAUUGUCCAGCUGUGCGGUAAAUAAUUUAACUGUCAACCAAACUGAGGAUGCCAAUGUUACAGAACUCCAUCAGCCAUGUUCAGACUACAUCCACUGUUGUGGUUUUGUUGAAACAGUGAUUCGAUUGUCUCUCUCUGCUCUGGUGGGCGUGGCUACUGUUGCUUUUCUUGUUUAUGACAUCAGAUCUACAAGAAGUGAACUGAACAGGAUGAAAGAGAGUAGAUAUCACCGUCAGAUCCAUGGAGUAAAAUCAGACCAUCAGUAUGAAAUGAGUAGAAGUUUUAGUUCCAGAUAUGUCUGCUGAAGUUUGAUGGUAUAAUCCCAGAGAUAAAACACGCAUUAAUAUUUCCUGCACUUGCAUUGCUAUUUAUUAACUUUUUUUUUUUUUUUUUUUUUUUGCAUUCAUUGACCAUUUAUUGAUUGCAUAUGCACAGAAUAUGAUUUUGAUUGAUUCAUUAGAUGGUUAAUUACAUGGCUUUAAAGAUAAUUAUUACCCUAAACAAAAUAAUAGGUAGCAACAAAAAUUAUGCCAAUGAUUCUCAUAAGCUCUUGUUUCUGUUGCACCCUUGAAAUGAAUCUCACUGAUGAAAUGAGUUACUUUAAUAAAGAU